Molecule: messenger RNA, 2155 nt
Organism: Impatiens glandulifera
Lineage: Eukaryota; Viridiplantae; Streptophyta; Magnoliopsida; Ericales; Balsaminaceae
Product: luc7-like protein 3
Exons: 7
Coding region: 103-1140 (345 amino acids)
Biological process (GO): mRNA splice site recognition
Cellular component (GO): U2-type prespliceosome; U1 snRNP
Molecular function (GO): mRNA binding
Source: RefSeq, a predicted model, not a curated record
UGCCUCUCUAGUGUUCUCUCUCUUGCUGUUCUUGUUUAACUAGGGUUUCUCAAGCCUUUGAAUUUCACUCACCUUGGCACUCAAGAUCCUUCCUUUCUGAACAUGGACGCUCAGAGAGCUUUGCUAGAUGAGCUUAUGGGUGCAGCCCGUAAUCUCACUGAAGAAGAGAGAAGAGGGUUCAAGGAAGUCACUUGGGACGAUAAAGAAGUUUGUGGCAUGUAUAUGAUUCACUUUUGCCCUCACGAUCUCUUUGUUAACACGAGGAGUGAUCUUGGAGUGUGCCCAAAGAUCCAUGAUCCAAAAUUGAAGGAAAGCUUUGAGAAGUCCUCCAGACAUGAUCAAUAUGUGCCAAAGUUUAAAGCUGAUCUGUCUCGAUUUUGUGAGAAAUUGGUGUCAGACUUAGAUAGAAGAGUUAGACGUGGUCAAGGGCGCCUUACACAAGAAGUGGAACCUCCCCCACCUCUCCCUAUCACAGCUGAAAAAUCUGAGCAGUUAUCAGUGUUGGAGGAAAAAAUUAAGAACUUGCUGGAACAAGUGGAGACACUUGGUGAAUCCGGAAAGGUGGAUGAAGCUGAAGCACUCAUGAGAAAGGUGGAGUCUCUUAAUUCUGAAAAAACAGCUUUGACACAUCCUCCCAUCAACGAAAAACUGCUGCUGGCACAGGAGAAGAAAAUGGCUUUAUGUGAUAUAUGUGGAUCAUUUUUAGUUGCAAACGAUGCUGCAGAGAGGACACAGUCUCAUGUUCUUGGAAAACAGCACAUUGGGUAUGGCAUGGUUCGGGAUUUCCUUGCAGAAUACAAGGCUGAAAAGGAGAAGGCCAAGGAAGAGGAAAGAUUGUCUAGGGAAAGAGAGGCUGAAGAAAGGAGGAAACAGAAAGAGGAGAAGGGCGGAAGUGAUCCAUCUGAUCGAUAUCGUGAUCGUGAUCGAGACAUGGAUAGGAACAGAUGUGGUAGAGGAGGAAAUAGGGAAGGUGGUGGGGUAAGGGGACAGGACUGGAAGAACAAUAACAGAAAUGGUGGUGUCAGGGAUAAUAGGCGGUCUGAUCGAAGCACAUAUGUUGGUCGCCAUAGGAGCAGGUCACGUUCCCCUGUUAGUCGUGGUAAUAGGAAGUCGUCGAGAAGUCCAGAUCGACCAUAUUAAUGGAUUCAAUAAAAUUAAUGUCUGAAUUUAGUUCAGAGAAGAGGUAGACGAUCUUUUCAUAACUUGCGAACUUUUACAUUCAUAUGUGUGAGUUUUGGGAUGUUAAAUCACUCUGGGAAACCUUUUUCUUUUUUUAACAGCUAUUUGAGACUUAACAAAUCUUCUAUCAUCAAAACCUUAUUUGUGGAGAAAAAGGGUUGAGGUAGGCCCCCUCGUUAUCUAUGUUUUUGGUAUUUCGUUAAAUAUCCAUCGAUUGAAUAUGCAUACAUCAGCACAUUCGAAUGGAUAUGCUUCGAGUAUAACUGCUGCCAAAGGUAACCGUAAGUAUGAUCAUAUGACAUUUUGAACUGUCAGUUUGGGUUCAUUUUUUCUAGGGUUGCUUCUAAAAUAUGAAUGAAUGCAUACAUGGUUUUUGGGGAACUUCAGUUGAUGGAGUUGAGCUUUCAACAAAGCAGUGUAACUAGAUUGACUAGUUGCAAAUGUUCUAAUGUCAUCUCCUCCAUGUAUUAUGUGAGAGACUGAGGUAACAUUUCUUCUUCACAAAGGCCUUGUUUGUUUUUUGGGUGGACUUGAUAUGAAUUGCUGACAUAGAUCAAUCAGAUCAACAGAAGCUCAAUAUUAUUAACAUCCGAGACGAUAAUCUUUUGAACUCCUGUCCGAGGUAACUGAAAUCUUAAGGCUAUUUGUAUUCUAUUCUAAGAAAUGCAGGGAAGUCGGAUUUGAGCAUUUCAUGAAAUUGGUGAUUAGAACUCGGAUUAUUCUCUUGACUGGAAAUUGAGAGAGCACGCAAUAAGGUGUAGAGAUUUGUUGAGUGUUUCGUGUCUUGUGUUUGGCUUGUCUCCAAAGAAAAAAAGAAGAAGCUAAACUAGUAUAGAGAAUCUAUUUCUAAUGUAGAUUUUUAAUUUGUAGUUGAUAGAUAUGCUUAUAUUCAUUACCUUGAGAUACAUUUAAAGUUUGAACUACUAUCUAUUAUUAAAUGGACCUGCGUUGUAAAAAAAUAUUUUUUUCAUAUAUA